AUGGCUUCCUCCCUCUCCGAAAAAGAGCCCAUAUCGGCACCCACCACCCCCGUGCCCGCCGCCCCCGCCGCCGACACGACAGUCAAGAUCCCCUCCUCGACUACCUCCGACUCGGGGGAAGACCCGUUGGCCCACCUCACCCCCGAGGAAGCGGCGAUCGUGCGGCGCCAGCUGGAUAUUCCCGAUGUCAAGCUGACAUACUUUACGCUGUUCCGCUAUGCCACGACGAAUGAUAAGAUAUUGAUUGCGUGUGCGUGUCUGGCGAGUAUUAUUGCCGGCGCGGUCAUGCCGCUCAUGACGGUGGUGUUUGGUGAGCUUGCGGGAGUGUUUCAGAAGUUUGCGCUGGGAACGAUUACGCCGGAGCAUAUGCAGAGUGAGGUGAAUCGGUUUACUGUUUAUUUCGUGUACAUGGCCAUCGGCGAGUUUGUGAUGGUCUACUUCGAGACCGUGGCCUUCAUCUACUGCGGCGAACACAUGGGGCAGAAGAUCCGCGAACAAUACCUUGCCGCCAUCCUCCGCCAGAACGUCGCCUUCUUCGAUAAGCUCGGCGCAGGCGAGAUCACGACCCGCAUCACGGCCGACACCAACCUCAUCCAGGAGGGCAUCUCGGAGAAGAUUGGCCUCACGCUCACCGCCCUCGCAACCUUCUUCACGGCGUUCAUCAUCGGCUUCGUCAAGAGCUGGAAGCUCACGCUGAUCUUGUGCUCGACGGUGGUCGCGAUCACGCUCAUCAUGGGUGUUGGCUCAACGUUCAUGGUCAAGUAUAAUAAGCAGUCGCUGGCGUCGUAUGCGGAGGGUGGAACCGUCGUGGAGGAGGUCAUCUCGUCCAUUAGGAAUACGACGGCAUUUAGCACGCAGGAGAAGUUGGCGAAGAUGUAUGACGAGCACUUGCGCGUGGCCGAGAAGUGGGGGAUGAAGAUGAAGAUGUCGUUGGCAGUGAUGCUGGGGUUCAUGAUGUGCAUUGUGUAUCUCAACUACGGGCUUGCGUUCUGGCAGGGUAGUCGCUUCCUGGUUACGGGCGAUACGAACUUGUCGGCGAUCUUGACGGUGCUGUUGGCUGUCCUCAUUGGUGCGUUCUCGCUCGGAAAUGUGGCGCCGAAUAUCCAGGCGUUUGGCACGGCUGUUGCGGCGGCGGCCAAGAUCUUCUCGACGAUUGACCGUGUGUCGCCUUUAGACCCGGCGUCGGAUGAGGGCACGAAGCUGCCUGAGGUGCAGGGCACGAUUGAGCUGAGGAAUAUUAAGCACAUCUACCCAAGUCGCCCGGAGGUCGAGGUCAUCAAGAAUAUGAAUGUAGUGAUUCCCGCGGGCAAGGUGACGGCGCUGGUGGGUGCGUCCGGGUCUGGGAAGUCAACGAUCAUUGGCCUUGUGGAGCGCUUCUACGAUCCCGUGGGCGGGCAGGUGCUGCUCGACGGGCACGACAUCUCGACGCUGAAUCUCCGAUGGCUGAGGGAGAACAUCUCGCUUGUCUCGCAGGAGCCGGUGCUAUUUGGAACUACUAUCUAUGGGAAUGUCUGCCAUGGGCUCAUCGGUACAAAGCACGAGAACGCCUCUGAGGAGGAGAAGCGUGACCUGGUUGUGAAGGCCUGCAUUAUGUCCAACGCCGACGGCUUCAUCCGCACUCUCCCCGAAGGAUACGAGACGAAUGUUGGUGAGCGCGGGUUCCUCAUGUCCGGCGGUCAGAAGCAGCGUAUCGCCAUUGCCCGUGCAAUUGUCUCCGACCCCAAGAUCCUGUUGCUCGACGAGGCCACCUCGGCGCUCGACACCCGCUCUGAGGGCGUUGUGCAGGCCGCACUCGACGCGGCCUCGAAGGGACGAACUACCAUUGUUAUCGCUCACAGACUCUCGACCAUCAAGACCGCCGACAACAUCAUCGUCAUGAUGAACGGCGAGAUUGUGGAAGCCGGCACCCACGACGCCCUGCUCGAGCGCAAGGCCGCCUACUACAACCUUGUUGAGGCGCAGCGCAUCUCCGCAGCCAAUGAUAGCGCCGCUCUGGCCGUUGGUGGCAGCGACGACGAGGAGGACAUCGACGACGACGAGAAGCUGAAGCUGACGCUCACGCAUGCAAGCACCAAGGGCGGCGCGCCCGUGGACCUGGAGGACCUCGAGCUCGGCACCAAGCUUGGCCGCACGGGAACCGCAAAGUCGAAGAGCUCUGUGGCGCUCGCAAACCGCGCCGCCGAGAAGACACCGCAGUACUCACUGUGGACGCUGAUCAAGCUGACCGCCGGCUUCAACAAGACCGAGAAGUUCUACAUGGCUGUCGGCCUCUUCUUCUCCGUCAUUGCCGGUGGUGGGUAUCCUACGCAGGCUGUCUUCUUCUCGAAAUCCAUUGUGGCCCUCUCGCAGCCGCCGUCAGGCUAUGGCCAGCUGAGGAAAGAUGCAAACUUCUGGUCGCUCAUGUAUCUCAUGCUCGCGCUCGUCCAGCUGCUUGCCUAUCUCUGCCAGGGUGUGGCUUUUGCCCUCUGCUCUGAGCGUCUCGUCCGCCGUGUCCGUGACCGCGCCUUCCGCACCAUCCUGCGCCAGGAGAUUGGCUACUUUGACCGCGAGGAGAACAGCACCGGUGCCCUGACGUCCUUCCUCUCUACCGAGACCACGCACCUUAGCGGUAUCUCUGGUGUCACGCUCGGUACGCUCCUUAUCGUCUCCACAACCCUCAUCGCCGCCAUCUCCGUCUCGUGCGCCGUGGGCUGGAAGCUCGCUCUCGUCUGCACCGCCACGAUCCCAAUCCUGCUCUCGUGCGGUUUCCUGCGCUUCUGGAUGCUCUUGCGAUUCCAACAGCGCUCCAAGAAGGCCUAUGAAUCAUCUGCGUCCUUCGCCUGCGAGGCCACUGCCGCAAUCCGCACCGUCGCUUCCCUGACCCGUGAACAAGACGUUUGGGACAUCUACCACGCCCAGCUCAAAGCGCAGGCCAAGAAGUCUUUCGUCUCUAUCAUAUCCUCAUCGUCCCUCUACGCCGCCUCCCAGUCACUCAUGUUCCUCUGCAUCGCGCUCGGCUUCUGGUACGGCGGUACGCUCAUCAAGACACGCGAGUACGAUAUGCAGAAGUUCUUCCUCGUUUUUGCGGCCAUCGUCUUUGGCGCCCAGUCUGCAGGCACAAUCUUCUCCUUCGCCCCAGAUAUGGGCAAAGCCCGUGCCGCCGCCUCAGAGCUCAAAGCCCUGUUCGACCGCGUUCCCGAGAUUGAUAGCUGGAGCGAGGACGGUGCCCCCUGUGAGUCCAUGGACGGCGCCGUCGAGUUCCGCGACGUGCACUUCCGCUACCCCACACGCCCUGAGCAGCCCGUUCUGCGCGGUCUGGACCUCACCGUGAAGCCAGGCCAAUACGUCGCCCUUGUCGGACCCUCGGGCUGCGGUAAGAGUACCACUAUCUCCCUCAUCGAGCGCUUCUACAACCCGCUGGCUGGCGGCGUGUUCGUCGACGGUAGGGAAAUCUCGUCACUCAAGAUCAAUGAUUACAGAAAGCACAUUGCGCUGGUCAGUCAGGAGCCGACGCUGUACCAGGGGACGAUUAGAGAGAAUAUUUUGUUGGGUGGCGCGAGGGAGGUGAUUCCCGAUGAGGAGGUGGUGGCGGCGUGUAAGGCGGCGAAUAUUUAUGAUUUUAUUAUGUCACUGCCAGAAGGUUUCUCGACCAUGUGCGGGUCCAAAGGCGCCCUCCUCUCCGGCGGCCAGAAGCAACGUAUUGCAAUCGCCCGCGCACUCAUCCGAAACCCCAAGAUCCUCCUCCUCGACGAAGCCACCAGCGCGCUCGACUCGGAGAGCGAGAAGGUUGUGCAAGCGGCACUCGACGCGGCCGCGAAGGGGCGCACGACGAUUGCGGUCGCCCAUAGGCUCAGCACGAUCCAGAAGGCGGAUAUCAUCUAUGUGUUUGAUGCGGGGCGCAUCGUGGAGGCGGGGACGCAUAGCGAGUUGUUGGGGAAGAAGGGGAAGUAUUUUGAGUUGGUGAAUAUGCAGAGUUUGGGGAAGAAUGAGUAG
This is a messenger RNA of Morchella sextelata, 3972 nucleotides long. RefSeq lists its product as uncharacterized. The record is from RefSeq and is a predicted model, not a curated record. Gene Ontology annotation, biological process: transmembrane transport. Gene Ontology annotation, cellular component: membrane. The coding region runs from base 1 to 3972 and encodes 1323 amino acids. The transcript has 3 exons. Lineage: Eukaryota; Fungi; Ascomycota; Pezizomycetes; Pezizales; Morchellaceae. Gene Ontology annotation, molecular function: ATP hydrolysis activity; ATP binding; ABC-type transporter activity.